AUGGCUAAGAGAACAACGUCAAAUUCAAACUCUAAUAAAAUGAAACCACAAACUACUGGAAAAAAAAAUAACAAUAACAAUAACAAUAGCAAUAAAGGUAAAAAUACUACUAUGGAAAAUACGCUAACCAACCCCGAACUCGAGGAUUUUGAGAAAUUUUACCAGGUUGCAUUAAACCAAUAUAUAAAUGCUAAGAACAAUCCCAAUAAUGACACUAAUGCUGAUGAUGAAGAAAUCAUUAUCAGAGCUACGAAAACUACCACCACUAUUGAAGACCAAGAGAUUGUUCACCAGCUAUCCCUUACGCAAAUAAUUUUUAGAUGGAUUUUUAAAACUUCUAUGCUUCUGUUAUUUUUGUAUGGAAUCAAGUUGUAUAUUUUGUAUCAAGUCAAAUUUUAUUCGCUUUACUAUUUGCUACCACCUUUCACCUAUCCAUUUCAUGUUUUGAAAAAAUUUUUUAUCACCAUAUUAGCUACAAUAAUUUCUAAAGUAUUGCCAUCUGAGUGGAGUAAUAAUCUUUUGUCUACAAUUAAUGGAUACGAUGGCUCCACAAAUCGCCCAGGCGUGCAAAAUUUUGAAGCCAAAGUUAUUGUCAAUGCGAUUAAAUUAGAUCCUUGCACUUUGGAAAGUGUCGAGUUAGUGGGCAAGUUAAUUCAAUUAAAAAUCACUCCAAUUAUUCCUUCAUUUAUGCUUGCCUUUAUUCAAUAUGGUUACCAUUUACUACUUUGUGCAUAUGCUAACUUUAACGAAAGAGUCAUUGUAGUUUUGUACACAUGGUGGGUUCAGUACCAUCCUCAAUCAUUUGAAUUCAUCCGUUUUUAUUGGUUUAAAAUCUUGGAACAUUUCGUGGGAUAUUGUAAAGAGGCUUGUGAAUGUGCUAGAAAUACUAUCUUUUAA
Messenger RNA from Saccharomycodes ludwigii, 897 nucleotides. RefSeq lists its product as uncharacterized. The coding region runs from base 1 to 897 and encodes 298 amino acids. The transcript has a single exon. Lineage: Eukaryota; Fungi; Ascomycota; Saccharomycetes; Saccharomycodales; Saccharomycodaceae. The record is from RefSeq and is a predicted model, not a curated record.